GUUGGGGCGCAGGCGCUUGGGGCCUCGCUGGUGGCGCGCGCUUCUGCGCCCAGUUGCGGGAACUGCUCCCCGCAUUUGGCGUGCCCUGCGCCGCCGGCCCUGGCUUGCCCUUCCUGCGUGUGCGCGGGCGCUGGCGGCCAGGUGGUGGAGCCCUCGUGCGCGGGCCUCGUGGCGGCCUACGCGGUGGCCGCCUGCACGGUCGGGCUCGCCGUCGGCGCUGUGGCAGGUGCGCCUUGCUCGCGCCAGAGCCCCAGCGCUGCAGUGAUGGCGGGGAGCUUCCACGCCAUACGCUACCGCGUCGGCGGUGUGGCCCUGUGGCACGAGCGUCUGGUACUCGGGGUCUCAGCGGGGUUCGCCUACGUCGUCACGCCCGACUUCGACGACUACGACGAGCCGAUCGUGGUUGGGCCCGACGUGCGGGCGGUGCUGCCGUUGGCUGGACAGGGCGACGCGCCUCCCGCGCUGGUCGGCGCCGCCGUGCAUCGCUUUCGGCGCCUGCCGUCCGCCGCGGAGCUGUGGGCCGCCGUGGGUCGCUCUGUGGCUGCGGGCAACCCCAUGCCACCAGAUCCUCUUCCUCUGGCUCUCUCGGCGGCCAAUGCGGCGGGCGCGCCUCCAGGACCCUUCCUUCUGGCCGACCCUGCUGCCGCGGCCGCGGCGCCGCCGGCGCCGCCUCUCGCACUUCCACCUGCGGCUGGUCCUGCUGCUCCCGUACCGCCUGGCGCCGUCCCAGGAGUCGCGGCGCUCGCCGCUGCGCUGGGACCCGUGCCACCUGGCCCUGCCGCGGCGCCGCCGCUGGCGCACGUGCCUGGAGCUGCUGCUGGCGGUCCUGCCGCGGUCGCUCCGCUCCCCGCGGCCGCUGGCGAUUUCAGGGUGCUGCCGAUGGCGAUCAACAUGCGGGGGGAGCGUGAGCGGAGGUUCGGCGAGACGGUGAACGGCCUCUCCGAGACCGAGGUGCAGGGCUGGCCAGUCCAGGGCCCACGGACGCUUCUCUGGUGCCUGUCCUUCAUGUCCACCAUGGCGGGAACUCCCACCGCGUGGCAUCAGCGCUGGCUCACGUCCAUGGCGUUGGCCGACGACGACGAGCACGCCAAGCUCCACGAGACCUUGUGUCGGGUCCUGGACCUCGCCGUGGUCUACGAUCAGCUGCAGGUGGCAGCGAUGGCGUCGUUCGAGAUCGACGCACGUCAGCUCCAGCUGCUGGAGGAGCGGGUGUACGAGAGUCGGUCGCUGCCCCAGACGGCCGCCGCUUCCAAGGCCAAUUCUGGAGCUAGGAGUGGUGCGACGGCCGCGGCCUCCAGCAUCCCCGAGACGAGCUACUUCCUCGGCGCGGGCGUCUCCAAGGCGAACCUGCGCAUCUCGCCGAGGCUGCUUGAGUACAUUGCAGAUCAGAUGCGGGCGGAGGCAGCCCUAGCAGAGUUGCUCGCGUCGGCGCCGGGGUACUCUGGUGAGUCUCGGGUAAGACCCUGCGACAAGGAGCUCGUCUCCUGGCCGAAGCACGUGGCCCCCGUUCCCACGGCCGAUCUCGUGUCCGACGCCGAUCGUUCAACGUUGUCAGGGUGGAGGCAACAAAUGCUACGUGACCCUGCGGAGACAGCCGCUCUCAGGAUGAACUCGGGCAUCGGGUCGCCAUACGUGGAUCCUCGCCUGCGGUUUCGCCCUCGGGAGUAUGCUGAUUUUUUGCUGCGCCUGGAUCAGGCGGGCGUGCUAGAGUGGGAAGUCGCCGAACGUCAGGCGGCGUACUCCACAGGUUUCUUCUUCGUCGAGAAGUCGAAUGGCGUCAACCUGCGGCUCGUUUUUGAUACGCGGGUGGCCAACAUGUCCUUCUCUGCCCCUCCCUCUACGAGAUUGCCGACUCCGUCGGCAUGGAGUGCCCUCGAGGCGUCGAAUGACUUCUACGUGGUGAUCAAUGGUGUCAAGAUCCCGACGAAGGCCUUUCUACAGCCGUUCGUGUCAGUGAUGCCGAUGGGUUGGUCGUGGGCUCUUCACUUCUGCCAGUCGGCUUUAACCGCGGCCAUUCGCGACGCGGGGAUCGAUGACGAUGCGAUGCUGGUGGACGGUGCAGCACCUCGUCCUCUGCGGAACGAUACCGACGUCAUCGCAGCGGGUUACGUGGGCAACUUCGCCACCGUGUCUCUCGAUCCAGAGGUUGCCACCGCUUCGUGCCAGGCCAUCCGCGACGUGCUGGUGGCGAGGGGCCUGCCCGUGGACGAGUUCGCCCCCGCGGCGCCUCGCGUCAUCUUCACAGGCCUCGACAUCCUGGGCGACGUGGGCGUCAUCAGGUGCAAGGUGGGCCGGUUGUGCAGGCUGCGCCAGGCCCUCCUCGGUCUACUCAGACGAGGCUAUGCGUCGCCGCUUGCGCUGUCCGCCGUGGUCGGUCAUUGCACCUGGGGGAUGAUCACCAACAGGCCCAUGCUGUCGAUCUUCCACGCAGUCUACCGCUUCAUGGGUCAGGACUCCCGUCGGGCUUUGCCGCUGUGGCCGUCAGUCGUCGCUGAGCUCCGCGCUGCUGCUUCCCUCAUCCCUUUGUGGUGGGCUGAUGUCAGGGCAGAGUGGGCGGCCGCCACUUUCUGCAGCGACGCCUCUCCCUACGGCAUUGGCGUCUGUCGCAAGACCGUUGAGCAGGACGUGGCUGCAGCCGCAGGGCGAUUGUCGGAGAGAUGGCGCUACCGCUUCUCCGAUGCCGUGCGCGCUCGUGCGCACGCUUUGGGAGUCGACCCGAAUGUUGUGUUGGAAGCGGCCGUGAGCAAAAACUGCCUCAAAGAUUGCGAGCAGUGCCCGAGGACCAAGACGCCGCCAAAGCCAGAACGGCUCGGGCAGGCAGCGCUCUCGGUCGUCGAGUCAGCCGCCGUGUCGGACACGACCAUGGUCAACGACUGGGGCGCGGUCAAGAAGUUCGAGGAGUGGAGCCGCCAGACGUUCCAGACCAUCACCACAGCGGCGGAGGUCGCUGUCAUCCUAGUUACCUACUUCGUGAACCUCUUUCUGGUCAGUUUCGACGAUGCUACGGGCCAAGUCGUGCUCGCCUCAGUGAAGCACUACCUGCGCCCGCCUAUGGCGGGCACGGCGCUGUCCACGGGUGCGGCUCGCGCCUUGACAGGCUGGCGGAAGCUCGCGCCCCCGCAGAUGCGACCCUCUCUUCCACGGGCGGCGAUGGCCUCCAUGGUGGGCGUCCUCGGUUCGUGGAAGCUCUUCGGCAUGGCAGUGUUCAUCAGGCUGAUGAUCGACACCUACCCGACGACCAACGCGGCCUAUCGCCUGUCAGCGGGCGGCGUUCUUCGACCAAGACCCGAUGCCACUCUCGGAGGCGGACGUCUGGCCUUGAUCGUCUACGGCGCCUGCUUCGAUCGCCCUGGGAAGACAGAGGAUCGGCAUGGGGGUGCGGCCGACGACUGCCUACCUCGUCGUCGCACCAGGGAGGAGGUCACGGACCCGAGCCUCGCCCGCCACACCAAGAGGGCUCGAGUGCUGCAGCAGAUUGCCACUUUAGACCAGAUCCUGAUCGGCCGUGGGCGCGGGGUGGACUCGCUGAUGGACGAUCUCAUGCUGCAGACCACCACCACGGGCGUCUUCUCUCUGCGACGGCCGCUUGCCGCGACGCCGACACCGCCAGCGGUCAGGUACCUGCCCGCCUUGGUGAUUGGCGGCGACGGCGGCGCGGCUCGCGCGCUGCAGCGCCUCGGCUUCGGCGUGCUGCACUUGAGCGUGAGACGCCAGCAGUCCCG
This is a messenger RNA of Prorocentrum cordatum, 3722 nucleotides long. The record is from the annotation of a GenBank genome assembly. NCBI's taxonomy places the organism in Eukaryota, Dinophyceae, Prorocentrales, Prorocentraceae.